This is a messenger RNA of Diorhabda carinulata, 1625 nucleotides long. Its product is annotated as excitatory amino acid transporter 2-like. Gene Ontology annotation, cellular component: plasma membrane. The transcript has 9 exons. Lineage: Eukaryota; Metazoa; Arthropoda; Insecta; Coleoptera; Chrysomelidae. The record is from RefSeq and is a predicted model, not a curated record. Gene Ontology annotation, molecular function: neutral L-amino acid transmembrane transporter activity; L-glutamate transmembrane transporter activity; glutamate:sodium symporter activity. The coding region runs from base 118 to 1587 and encodes 489 amino acids. Gene Ontology annotation, biological process: L-glutamate transmembrane transport.
AUUAUAGUCCAAGCUGCAUUACUUCUAUUGAAUGUAAUAAGACAAAGCGUCAUGAAUUAUUUAAUUCAAAAGAUGAAGGACAAUUUUGAUAUCAGUUAAUGUUACUACGUCAACAAGAUGACAGAAAAUAGAACAGAAGAGCUUGGAAAAGCAGUUAACAAUGGACAUAAAUUGAUAAAUACUUUGAAAACAUGGAUAUCGGACAAUUUGUUAUUAGUAUUAACAUUGGUAGGAGUAUUAUUGGGAUUUAUUAUAGGAUUUUGUUUGAGGAUUUUAGAAUUAUCCGAUACAACCGUUAUUUUAAUUUCUUAUCCAGGCGAGCUGUACAUGCGAAUCCUGAAAUUAGUUAUAAUGCCAUUGAUAAUAUCCAGUUUAAUAUCGGGAUGUUCAAGCGUUAAUGCGAAAUUGAAUGGUAAAAUAGCUUUAAGAACAUUCACGUAUUUUUUGUUAACGUCUACUUUUAACGCUUUGCUCGGUGUUAUCUUGGCUGUCAUAAUACAUCCCGGUCAACAAGGAAUAAAUAGUCAAAUUAUUAAAAAUGUUUCGUUGAAACAGACUAAUUUCGUAUUGGACAGUGUUCUCGAUAUGGGAAGGAAUAUUGUAGCGGAUAACAUUUUUCAAGCCACGUUCCAACAAGUAUAUACAGAUUAUACAUGGAAUUCUCCGGAUAAUGUACAAAGAGUACUAAAAUAUAGAUCAGGAAUUAACAAUCUUGGUAUCGUCUUCUUCUGUACCACAUUCGGAAUCAUACUAGGAACCAUUGGAUCCAAAGGGCAGAUAAUAAAAGAUUUUUUUUCGACAAUAUUCGAAGUUAUCAUGAAAAUGGUUAGAGGGAUAUUAUGGAUAACACCCGUUGGACUUUGUAGCAUCAUUGCGGGAAAAAUCAUAUCAGUUCCGAAUAUACAAUUAGUCGUUUCUCAAUUGGGAUGGUUGAUAUUCACUGUAAUACUGGGCGUUUCAAUUUAUCAAUUCAUACUUAUACAACUUAUCUAUCUCGUUAUUAUAAGAAAAAAUCCUUUCAAAUUCUAUAUAAGUAUAUUACAAGGAACUCUCACCGCUUUCUCCGCAGCUUCCACAGCAGCCGCAUUGCCAAUUAAUAUGGAUAUUCUAGAUAACGUCGUAAGAAUCGAUCCGAAAAUUACAAGAUUUGUAUUACCAGUGGGAUGUAAUACUAAUUUAGAUGGUACGGCUAUGUUUUUAGCCAUUUCCACGAUAUUUUUAGCUCAGAUGUCGGAUUUUCCUUUGGCUACAGGAACUCUUAUAACGAUAUGGUUUACAUCGGCAAUAAUGUCUUUUGCGGUUACUAGCGUGCCUAGUUCAGCUUUAGUAAUUUUAUUCAUGGUAUUGUCUUCUGUUGGUAUUCCAGAUCAUCACACCCCUCUUCUCUUCGCCGUAGAUUGGCUGUUAGACCGAUUCCGGACAACAAACAAUAUGUUGGGCGACUGCUAUACUGCUGCCAUUGUGGCAAAGUUAUCCCAUGAGGAACUGCAAAUGUACAACAAUCAAAUUGAGGAAGAUAACACGACGUUCGACGAUAAUAGAAUAAUGAGGAAUAAAAUUUUUAUAGAUAACGAACACAAUGUAUGAAUUUAUUUUAUUUAAUAAAUGUCUUUUAGUGAAAUGAA